CUGGCCGCGCCGGGGUGAUGACGGGGCCCUCCUAGCUGCCGCCCCUCCCCCACAUGGGCUUUAGCUUGUGAGUGCGUUAGUGCGUGCGUGGAUAAUAAAGUGCAUAAUGGAGAUAAUGGAGGCGACUGAGGAGGUGAAUUUGACCCCUCAGGAACUGCAAGUCUUGUCGGAACUGGAUAGUCGCAAGUUCGGUUUUGUGAAAUUGAACGAUCCCGCAAACGCCAAAAAGAGGGCGCUGGUGUUGAAGGCGGUGCGCUACCUCGAGAGCCUCAUCAUCCACGCUAACAACAGCAAGAACAACAACAAUAACAACAACAAAACCAACAACAACAACAACAAUAACACCAGCAACAACAACAACAGCAAAAACAUAAAUGGUGGCAGCGGUGGGAUCGAUGGUGGUAGUGGUGGUGGUGGUAAUAGUUGUAGUAGUAGUAAUAGUAGUGUUAAUAGUACGAGUUGUGAUGGUGGUAGUGGUGGUAAUGGAGGUGGUGAUGGCAGUGGUGAUAAGCACGCAUCACCAUCACCACCCAACACCACCACCACCACCUCCACGAACGCAUCCUCACCACCGCUGUCCACCACAAACACCACCACCACCACCACGUCACCAAACUUCACCUUACACAUCAAAAAAGACCCGGAUCAGCCACUCCACACCACAGACACCACCACCACCACCACCACAACCAUCACCACAGACACACUUAUAGAAGGGGUGACCCAAGUCUUUGGCGAGUGUGACCCAACCCAAACCAUAGUGGCCCCAGCGUCCACCACCACCACAACAACCAGUACCACCAUCACCCCCGCCUCCCCCACCACCACAACCACCACCACCUCGUCCUCCACCUCCACCACCACCUCCAACAAUGGUGAUGACCCUCCUGCCUUGGCCAUUGAGCCGAGGACCUAUUGCAAGCUGGGUCAUCUUCACCUAUUGCUUGAGGACUACCCGAAAGCCAUGUCCGCGUACCAGAAGUUCUACAACCUGCGCCCCAACGAUUACUGGAAGGACAGCGCCUUUCUAUACGGGCAGGGCCUCGUCUACUUCCACUUCAACGCCUUCCAGUGGGAGGAAAAAGGGGAGAAGAGAAGAGGAGGAGGAGGAGGAAGAAGGACACAGGAACAGGAUGAAGAGGAGGAUGUAGAGGAGGAAGAGGAAGACGAGGAGGAGGAAGAGUGGAGGAGGAGGAGGAGGGCCAUCAAGUCGUUCCAGCAGGUCCUUUACAUCGAGCCAGGGUUCAGCCGGGCCAAUGAAGUCCACCUGCGCCUGGGGUUGAUGUUCAAGGUCCAGAGUGACUAUGAGUCCUCGCUGAAACACUUCCAGUCCGCUCUCAUCGACGCUGGUCCCGCCUCCUUCUCCAAGCUCGAGAUCCAGUUCCACGUCGCACACCUGUAUGAGCUGCAAAACAAACAUCGGUGUGCGCGGGAGGCCUACGAGAACCUGCUCAAGGAGACCGAGCUGCCCAACCACCUCCGGGCCGACAUCCAACGCCAGCUGGGAUGGAUGUACCACACUGUUGACGCGCUCGGGGAGAAAUCACACCGAGAGUUGACGGCUGUACAGUUCCUCCAGAAGUCCAUCGAGGCCGACCCCAAGAGUGGCCAGAGUCUAUACUUGCUCGGACGCUGCUACUCGGCCCUCGGGAAGGUCCACGACGCCUUCAUUGCCUACCGGAACUCCGUCGACAAGUGUGAAGGGAACGCCGAUACCUGGUGCUCCAUAGGGGUCCUGUACCAGCAGCAGAACCAGCCCAUUGAUGCCCUGCAGGCGUACAUCUGUGCCGUGCAGUACGACAAGGGCCACACUGCCGCCUGGACCAACCUGGGCAUCCUGUACGAGACAUGCAACCAGCCGCGCGACGCCCUGGCCUGCUACAUGAACGCCACGCGGGGUAGCAACAAGCCCGUCAACCCCAACCUCGCGCCGCGCAUCAAGUUCCUGCAGCAGCAGCUGGCAAAUGCUCCCAUGCCGAGUGCAAUCAACAAGCCUCGGCAGCUGCUGAGCAUCGAGGAGGCCUGGAACCUGCCCGUCACCACCGACAUGUCCAACCGGCAGCAGACCGGCCAGAGCCAGUCGGCCAGCCAGCGCCCCCUGGCGGCCGGGGCCAGCGGCUACCAGAAGUACGCCUCGCCCUACGCGGGCGCUGGGGCCGCGGGGCCACCGCCGCCGCCCUACCCGGCCGCCGGCAACGAUGCCAAGCGGUUCAAGCCCGACCUGGCGGCCGACCAGCAGCGGCCGCACUUCUACCUUAACCAGCAACAGAUGCAGCUGCUUCACUACCUGCAGCAGAACCAAGCCAACCUGACGCCCCAGCAGCAGCAGCAGCUGACACAGCUGCAGCAGAAUUACCGCAUCAUGCAGCAGCACCAGAUGAAGAUACACCAGCAGCAGCAGCUACAGCAGCAACAGCAGCAGCAGCAGCAGCCACACCCCCAGCAGCCUGCGGGCGUUCCUGGCCCCCAGGUGUCCCCCAGCCUCAGCCAGGCCCCCGGCUACCCCCCCAGCGUGGCCCUGGUGCGCCCCAGCCCCCCCGGCCACCAUGGCUUUGCCCCGCAGGCCACCAAUGGCGUGAACCGCGGCUACAUCCCCCAGCGGCCGCAGACGCCCACCACCAACUUCAACCAGCCGCCGCAGGCAUACUCGCAGCCCUCCUCCACGGGGGGCUAUGUGCCCUCUGGCCAGGCCUACACCAACGGCGGCGUGCCCACCACCUCCGCCACCUACGGCUACAACAAUGGUUACGGUGGCGGCGGCGGCCUGGGCGAGGCGCUGCCCAAGGACCUGAGCGGCAUCACGCCGGAGACCACCGUCAGCGACCAGGAGCUGCAGGAGCUGAAGGAGCUGAUCAGCCAGCGGGAGUUCACCACGUCCCUGGCGGAGGACCUGCUCAACCGCCUGGCCCAGGGCGAGGACGUCAUCGACGAGCUGACCAAGGCCGGCGACGUGGGGCCGGAGGUGGCCCUGCCCAACACCACCUUCUCCACCACCACCACCACCUCCCCCUCCACCACCUCCGCCCCCGCCUCCUCCGUUUCCACCUCCAUCACGUUACACCCUGGUGGCGGCGGCGGCGGGCUGCCCUUCAUCAAGCAGGAGAUGCCGGACAUCAAGCCAGUGUCAGCGGAGGCCAAGCCGCCGCGGCUGAGUGGCGUGCGGCUGUGCGACAUCAAGGUGGAGCCGUCGGUGGAGCCGGUGUUCUCCAUCGCCAUGGUCAGCCAGGACAUCAUCAGCGGCUGCAAGAACCGCGGCAGCAGCGCGCGCAACAGCAGCAUGAUCUCCGACAAGCAGCUGCCCCCGGCGCCGCCCGACCCCCCCAAGGUGAUCCUGAACAAGGAGCAGCUGCUGCCCAACACGCCCUCGGUGCUGCUGGACAACAAGAAGCUGGCCUUCUCCCCGCAGCUGCAGGAGUUCUGCCUGCAGCACCCCAUCGCCGUGGUGCGCGGCCUGGCCUCCGCCCUCAAGCUGGACCUGGGCCUCUUCUCCACCAAGACGCUGGUGGAGGCCAACCCCGAGCACUCGGUGGAGGUUCGGACGCAGAUGAAGCAGGAGGCAGACGAGAACCUCGACCAGGCCACGGAGCAGAAGGUGUGGCCCUGCGCCAGCCACCGCUCCCACACCACCAUCGCCAAGUACGCGCAGUACCAGGCCUCCAGCUUCCAGGAGAGCCUCAAGGAGGAGCAGGACAGGAUCGCCUCCGGGGCGCCCAAGACCGACGACUCCAAGAAGAAGAAGCAGCAGAAGACCAUCAAGUUCGGCACCAACGUCGACCUCUCCGACGAGAAGAAGUGGCGGCCGCAGCUGCAGGAGCUGAUGAAGCUGCCGGCCUUCGCGCGGGUGGUGUCCGCCGGCAACAUGCUGUCCCACGUGGGGCACCCCAUCCUGGGCAUGAACACCGUCCAGCUGUACAUGAAGGUCCCAGGCUCCAGAACGCCAGGCCACCAGGAGAACAACAACUUCUGCUCCAUCAACAUCAACAUUGGCCCCGGGGACUGUGAGUGGUUUGGGGUGCCCGACGCCUACUGGGGGGUCAUCGCCAACCUGUGUGAGAAGAACCGAACCAACUACCUCCAUGGCUCCUGGUGGCCGGACCUUCAAGAACUGUAUGAAGAGAAUGUCCCUGUCUAUCGCUUCCAUCAAAAACCUGGUGACAUGGUGUGGGUCAACUCAGGCUGCGUUCACUGGGUCCAGGCUGUCGGGUGGUGCAACAACAUCGCUUGGAAUGUUGGCCCCCUCACCUCCCGCCAGUACUCCCUCGCCCUGGAGCGGUACGAGUGGAACAAACUGCACAGCUUCAAGUCCAUCGUUCCGCUCAUCCACCUCUCCUGGAACCUGGCGCGGAACAUCAAGGUGUCCGACCCCAAGCUGUUCGAGGCUAUCAAGGGCUGCUUGAUGCGGUCGUUCCGGCAGGUGUGUCUGUCGCUGGACUUCGUGAAGCUGUGCGGGCUGCAGGUUAAGUUCCACGGCAGGACGCGAACCGACGCAUCUCACUACUGCGGCAUUUGCGAGAUUGAGGUGUUCAAUGUGCUGUUUGUCAAGGAGCAGGAGAGGAGACACGUGGUUCACUGCGUCGACUGCGCCCGCCGCCAAGCCCCGCGCCUCGAGGGCUUCGUCGUGUUGGAGGAGUACCACCUCAACGACCUCUGCCAAGUGUAUGAUAACUUCGUCCUACAAUCGGUACAGGGACAGACGUUGCCAUGCCAAGCACCCACCCCACCCCCCUCCUCCUGCACCCCCAACCCCCUCACAUGACCUUCCCCAGGCCUAGUGGUGGCCCCCUUGUCCUCCUUGUGACAUGGGGAAGGGCAUAAGCCGCGCCACCAGUACCAGGCACCCCAGACAUGUACCGUUGCCCCAAUCACUGGACAAUGCUGUAGGGCCGUGUUCCCCGAGGGCCGCUCAGCACUAGUGAGUCGCAGUGCCGCCGAGAGAGACGAGGCAGUGCAUUGCUAGUAGUCUAAGGUUAAAGCUAAGGUUCCCCCGUCACUGCCAGCACUCACCUUCCAGAGGCCUUUCUUGCGUUGACUCCUCGUGGGUCGCGCCGCCGGCCGUUUUUUCACACCCGUUACGUUUGGGGAGGUGAUGGUCGUCGCAGUGAGAGAAAAGUACCGGAAAAGUACCGACACAACGCAAAGAGUACCGAUGCAAAAAAAAAGGGCAUUAUGAACUGGUGCCUGAGCCGCCGAGUGAAUGACGGACAGACGGAUGUGUGCGAGCGAGUGUGGUGAAUGUGACGUGAAGUGAUCGCGUGCACGGAAACUUGUCUCGAUCCGCCGGCCCCACCAGGCACAAUGAUCUCAACCCACGGAAGCCAAGGAGACACAGACGCUUCAUGCAGACCAGUGAGAAUGUGGAGCUGUCCGCCGCGACGAACUCCUAUGAUUCAGUUUUCAGGACCCACCAUGUUCUUUCUCGGUAGUGUAGCGGUUGCCAGGACAGCAGACCAGCCAGUGUGCCGUUAGCUGUAGUAGGGGUGGUAGAUAAUGCGUGUGGUUGGUGGUAUUACCCAGUCUUUAUUUAUUAACCUUGCCUGUGCAUACUGUGUUCUCUUCCAAGUUACCAGCUGAAGGGACUGGCCUAGAUAUAGUUUUACAGAUGUGCGUGUGUUAGUGUGUGUGUGUGCGUGUACUUGUAUGUGUGUGUUAAGAGUCUACAUGUGUAUACUUGUAUGUGUGUGCGUGUGGUUGUGUAAGUGUGUGUGUGUGUGUAUGCAUUUGCGUGUGCAUUAUAAAAACAUUUCAAGUCACUGCCACAGAAGUGAGUGUUUUUUAAUCUUGUGAUAAUCUCAACUGCCACAAAAUCCUUUCAAAAAAAUACUGGAUCCUCUCACUUGGAGCUUGGCGAGGCACUGACCUUCCCACAUGCAGCGUUCUCGAGUACCGUGUGAUCAGCAGUCUUUAUCAGUUAACUCAAAGGUCUCGGCAUUGUCCCCUUAGCCCGGUAGCUGCGGGGAUCGUGUUUCUUAAAGUCUCUAAGCGAAUUGAAAAAUAAAUAAAUCACUCACACAAAUCAUUAUGUAGGAGAUAACGCAUUUGUAAUCAGCUGAUGCGUCCUCUGUUUUUUUGGGGGGUAUGUCAAGGUAAAAAUUUGGCCGUCGCUCGUACGCGGUAAAGCCACAAGUUUGCCCCGUCGCUGCUACCGGGUUGACCGAGGACUCGCGUUGGCACCCACACACGCCCCAGCUAUAGUGUCCUGCCCUAAGCCGUCAUCCGUCCUCUGGCUUGCGACGAGAGGCAUGGACUGGCCAGGGAAGGGAAGGUUUGGUUCUGUCUGUGGCUUGGUUUUCCAUUUUACGAGCCCUGAUUUUGUUUCUUCUUUAUUUUGCUUUUCUUUCAAUUCUUGUCUUUUUGAUGUUUUUUAGUUGUCUUGGUUUUCGUUUUCUCUGCCUUGUUUUAUUUUACGAGCCCCAGUUUUUUUUUCUGCUUUAUUUUUUUCUUUCGAUUCUUGUCUUCUUUUUUUUUAGUUGUGUUGGUUUUCGUUUUUUCUGCCUUGGUUUUUCUUCCUGUGUUUGUUUUUCUUCUGUCGUUUUCUUAUUUUACUUUUUUUCUUCUGUUUUUCUUCUUUAUUUUAUUGUAUUUCCCUGUUUUUUCUGUUUUCUUUUGGUGUUUGUCUAAGUCUUCUAUUUUCUCUCAUUCAUUGUCUUCAUUUUUCUUCUUUUUCUUACUAUUUUGUCGUCCUUUCUUCGCCAAUUUACCUUCCCCUUCCUUUCCUUUCUCUCCCUCAUUUCUUCAUUUUCUUUUUAUUUAUUUUUUCCAAGACUUCCCUCCAUCAUAUCACACCACAUCUUUCCUCUCCCUCACCAAGAGUCAAGUGUUUCCAAGUGUUCCGUUUGUGUUGUGUUGCCUUGCUUGGUGACACGCAAUAUCUAGUUCACAUCCUCAAGUUAUUUUUCCAAGACUUCCCUCCAUCACAUCACACCACAUCUUUCCUCUCCCUCACUAAGAGUCAAGUGUUUCCAAGUGUUCCGUUUGUGUUGUGUUGCCUUGCUUGGUGACACGCAAUAUCUAGUUCACAUCCUCCAAUUAUUUUUCCAAGACUUCCCUCCAUCAUAUCACAUCACAUUUCUCCUCUCCCUCACCAAGAGUCAAGUGUUUCGAAGUGUUCCGUUUGUGUUGUGUUGCCUCUCUUGGUGACACGCAAUAUCUAGUUCACAUCCUCCAAGUUAUUUUUCCAAGACUUCCCUCCAUCAUAUCACAUCACAUCUCUCCUCUCCCUCACCAAGAGUCAAGUGUUUCCAAGUUUGUGUUGCGUUGUGUUGCGUCUCUCGGUGACACACGCAACAUCACAUUCACUCACAUCCACCAAGUUUUUUUUUUUUUUUUUUUUCCCCCCCCUCGACCUUUCUUUCCCUUCCGCCUCACAAACAGUUUUUCUUUUCCUCUCCCUCCUCUCUUUAGGUUGCCAAUAAUGAUUGUUACAAUUUUUCCUUGUUGAACAUUAUUAUUACGUGUUAUUGAUUUUUUUACUAGAAAUUAUUAUUUUUCUUGUUUUCGUGAGUUUAUGGACAAUUUUUUCGUGCGUGUUUGCGUGUUUUGUGUUGGUAAACCUUUUUUUGCCGUGGAAAAAUGAGGCGUUUCCCAGUAGAGGCUGAUGUCAGGUGGAACGGUGAGCAGCAGCAGCAGCAGCCCGCGGUAGAGCUUCAGGCUGCCUCAAAGGAGCUGAGUGGACGAUAGACGAAUGCUCAACAAUUUGUACCUGAAGUGGGCGUGCCUAAGGAAGUCAGUUCCACACAAUAGAUUCUUUCCGCCAAUGCUGUUGACCACAAGUCCAUAAUAACUAUGAUUUCCUCGCAUGGUGGAAGUCUGGCCCCGUUGUGAGCUCUGAGCUGAGAUCUCUUAACAAUAUAUCCAUACCAGAAGGCUGUGCACCAAGGGCAGGGUGCCUCGGCCGCGCCCGCCCUGCGACACAAAAUUCAACCCUUGCUGCGGCGAACCCCGUAAGGCGACCCGAGCAACGGCAGGUCAGGCGCAGCGGCAGGGCGGGUCGUCGGCCAAGGCCCCGCGCCCCUCUUCCUCUCCACUCCUCCUCCCGUUGACUCACCCGACCCUCCUUCCUGUCAAACGUUGUGUCUUGUAUAGUUUUCAUGUGACACAUUCUAGUUUGUCCUCAGUAUUACAUAUGGAACAUACUAUUCAUGCUUUUAUAUGAAAUUCAUCUGUCCUGUGUGUGUGAACUGUGUCGCGUCUCACCUCCGUGUGGCUCGGAGCUCCACUACUUCCCUCUCGCAGGUUUUGUAAAUCAAUCUCUUGAAUUCCUUACGGUUAAGUUUUAUUUAUGUUAUUUAAUAUGUAUGGAGUUUUCUAUUUGUAUGUAAUGUAUAGAAGAACACCCCAAGCCCACUUUCUCACGGCGCCGCGGCCCCCCCGCCCGGCGCCUCUCUGUACAAUUUUGGGAGUAGGGAUUUUUUUUCCAAAAGUGGACAUAGUUUAUGAGGUGUGGGUGGAGUGGAACUAUUUGUAGCAACUGUUGCGGGAAAAAAACGGUUCAAUUUUGUUAAAGGCUUUCCUGAAAUAUUUUGCCAGAAAGAAUUCUAUUAUUAGCUUUAUCAAUCACAUCAUCCACAUCACAAAGAUUUCAUACAUUUUUAGAAAUUUCAUCUCUGCGUUUAUGCGUGACAAAAAGAGACUUUGGUUGAGAGAGCUUCUCCGCUCACACCUGUUCAGGGAUCUGUGUUGACCUUGUGUCCAGCAAUGUACAUAGUAAGUCCGCUAAUAAAGCCUAACCCACUGG
Messenger RNA from Eriocheir sinensis (Chinese mitten crab), 8734 nucleotides. RefSeq names its product lysine-specific demethylase 6A-like (gene Utx). Gene Ontology annotation, molecular function: RNA polymerase II cis-regulatory region sequence-specific DNA binding; chromatin DNA binding; histone H3K27me2/H3K27me3 demethylase activity. NCBI's taxonomy places the organism in Eukaryota, Metazoa, Arthropoda, Malacostraca, Decapoda, Varunidae. The transcript is spliced from 14 exons. The record is from RefSeq and is a predicted model, not a curated record. Gene Ontology annotation, cellular component: MLL3/4 complex. The coding region runs from base 107 to 4756 and encodes 1549 amino acids. Gene Ontology annotation, biological process: regulation of gene expression.